Messenger RNA from Pelmatolapia mariae (spotted tilapia), 1936 nucleotides. RefSeq names its product interferon-inducible GTPase 5-like. Gene Ontology annotation, molecular function: GTP binding. The coding region runs from base 95 to 1084 and encodes 329 amino acids. The record is from RefSeq and is a predicted model, not a curated record. NCBI's taxonomy places the organism in Eukaryota, Metazoa, Chordata, Actinopteri, Cichliformes, Cichlidae. Gene Ontology annotation, cellular component: membrane. The transcript is spliced from 2 exons.
AUGUGGUGCUGGUAAAUCCACCUUCAUUAAUGCCGUCAGAGGUUUGAGUGAGAAAGAUGAGGGAGCCGCUCCUACCGGCUCUGUAGAAACCACCAUGGAGGUUACAGAAUACAAGCAUUCACACUACCCCAAUGUUACUUUCUCGGAUCUUCCUGGAAUCGGCAUCACCAAGUUUCCAGCUGAUAAGUACCUGGAGCAUGUUGGAUUUGAGAAGUUUGAUUUCUUCAUCAUAGUCUCAGACACUCGCUUCAGAGAAAAUGAUGUGAAACUCGCUCAGAAGAUUCAGAAGAUGAAGAAAAAGUUCUACUUUGUUCGCUCAAAGAUUGACAACGAUAUAAAUGCAGAGAAAAGAAAGAGAGACUUCGAUCCAGAGAUGGCUCUCAACAGAAACUUCAGUACAGAGGGGACUCUUACAACAAUCAGGAAUCACUCCACCAAAAGUCUUAAAGAACUGGGCGUCCAGUCUCUACAGGUCUUCCUGGUGUCCAGCUUUGAUCUCCAACUGUACGACUUCCCUCUCUUAAUUAAGACCUUAAAUGAUGACCUUCCUGAACUAAAGAGAGAUGCUCUGCUGUUUGCCAUGCCCAACAUCAACCUGGAGAUCAUCAACAAGAAGAAAGAAGCUCUUCAGUCAAAAAUAAAAUACUACGCCACUGUAUCUGCAGCUGUAGCAGGUGUUCCAGUUCCUGGGCUGUCGAUAACCAUUGAUGUAAGCUUGAUUAUUAAAGUUGUCAGAGAUUAUGUGGCUGCAUUUGGACUUGAUGAGUCCUCUCUUAUGAUAUCUGCCACUAACACAGGUGUGCCAUACACUGAUCUGUUUGCUGUCAUUAAGUCAAAACUAGCUGCAGUACAAAUAACCAAAGAGCUCAUUCUGGAGUUGUUUUGCACAUUUGCAGACAUAGCUGCAUUAAUGGUGGCAGAGGAGGCAUCCAGAUGGAUUUCUAUAUUUGGUAUUGUACCAGCAAUGUGCUUCUCAUUUACAGCAACCUACAAAGUUCUGAAUUAUUUCCUUGAUGCACUUGCUGAGGAUGCUGUAAGGGUUUUUGAAAUGUUUUUGAAAAAGGUUUCAGCAGUGCGAGACUGAGAUUAACAAAAAGCACCACUGAACAACAAAGGAAAUCAUUCCUGCCUGUGUCCAUCUCCCUGUACAACUCAUCCACCUAACACACUGUAAACUGCUAUUGCUACACCUUUUUUGCAUAUGCUCUGCUUUCUUAUUCAGACAUGUAUUAGUAAGUGAUUACAUAUAUAUUUGUCAUGGUCCUGAGUCUGCCGACUCAGUCUUUUGCGUUUCUUUAUGCUUUUGCUUAUUCUGAGUAUGUAUUCUGUUAUGAUUUGCCAUCUGUUAGGUUUUUGUUUUGUGCCUGCCCUGGCCCACUUCUGUGUUCUGUCUGUCUAUGGUGUCACGCACACUGUCUGCUUGUGAAGCUGUCUGUCUAGUUCAGUGUCUUGUCUGGUUCUCUGUGUCUGAGUUUCCUGGUUUAUUCUGAAGGUCCCCGUCUCAUGUGAGUGUGUUCAGUUUAUGUUUCCCCUGUCCCGUCAGCUCUGAUUUCUCCCAGGUGUGUUGCCCUCCUGUCUCUCAUCCCCUGAUUACUGCUGUGUGUAUUUAAGCCCUGUGUGUUCUCCUGCCUGUUGCCGGUUCGUCUGCGUUAUAUGGUGUUUUCUGGUCAGCGUUAGCUCCCUCCGUUAGUGAUGGCCAAAUGAAGCUUUCUGAAGCACUGAAGCUUGUAUUGAAAAACGGUUCAUUACUCGAAGCUUUUCAACACAGUCCUCUCUGGUGACAUCUUGUGGCCAAAAAUAUGAAGUGCAGCUUGAAUCCACAAAAUAAAACCAAUUGCUUCAUUAUGACUGCCCACUCUACAGAGUGGAACUCUGUCUGAUAUUGGGCCGCCGUUGUGUUGCUUUAAACGUGUAUUUUUUGGGGUGAAACAAAUGU